Molecule: messenger RNA, 1851 nt
Organism: Hypoxylon fragiforme
Lineage: Eukaryota; Fungi; Ascomycota; Sordariomycetes; Xylariales; Hypoxylaceae
Exons: 3
Coding region: 1-1851 (616 amino acids)
Source: RefSeq, a predicted model, not a curated record
AUGGAGGGAACACUGCUCGCACCCCCAGAUCGGGGCACCAUAAUCGGAAGAGCCGUAUGGAAGCCUCGAUACAUCGUCAUUGGCCCGCAAAGAGAUGCAUCCCAAACGAAUCUCACCUUCUCCCAGGUUCUAUCCGCCGCUCGAAUCAAGGACCCCAGCGGUCGGUCAUCCAAGUCGCAGCAACAAAAGGUUAACAUCAAUGCUGACGCCAUAUACCUUUCAAUAUACAAGACAAAGGAGGACUGGGAACUCGUCCAGCAACAUUCGAUAUCGUCCAUAACUGAGUGUCAGGUUCAAAUGGUCUCCCACCGAAAGCAAGGACCAGUGCUCCCCACCCUGGCUGUCCAGAUAUCACCCGAUCCGACUACCGACAAGUUGCGAAAGCGCCGAUCGAGUCGAACUGCCGGCCUGACUAGUACAAGGGAUUCGGGUCCAACGACGUUAUGGUUUCGCUUGGGAGAUGAUCGCACUUACACGCUAGAGGAUUGGGCUCGUUACAUACAGGCAAUUAUACCCGGGCAGCCUGAAGUUCCGAAUCGGUAUCCAAUCAGUCCCAUCAGCCCGACGUCGCCAACCUUUAUUAAUCCAUUUGGUUCCACUAGCAAUCGGGAUGCGAGCGAUUUCUAUGCCGGGACGUCAAGUGGGAGUUCCUCCAGGACACGAACAAACGUGCCUGCUAAACCUGGUCAUGCGUAUGGAUCCAGUCGAGAUGCUGGUACAACUCGUGUCCCCGGGUCACCUAGCAUACGCUCCCGUCGUAGCGAUAUCUCGUCGUCGCACGCUAGCUCGAUGGUUCCUCCAAACACAGGUUAUGCAGCGCAGCAUUACACAACAGUCCAUCCGUCCGAUCUACCGUCGCCUGCAACCACACUUGGAGGAGAAUAUCACGACCAAUUUAUUGAAGGAUGGACAUCGGCACAAGGACGGUCGUCUACUCUGAGCUCUCCAUCCAGGGCAAGAGAAAGCAUCGCCUCUUCUCCGGGUCAGAUGCUGACGAGUAUCCACUCCGGUUCCCCUCCUGCGCCUAGAGAAACCAUAUUGGAUCGAGCCUUUCAUUUGCGAUGUAUUCCGGGCUCGGAUCGGGAAGUUCCUGGUGAGGAAAAGCUCAGCUCUAUGGCCAGAUUUGAGGCAUUAAUGCGCGAGGCCGAAGAAAGGCAAAAGGUACUCGGCAAAGACAAACCAAUUGCGACACAACCUCUGCAGAGUGCAUGGGAAGUAGAGAGCGACGAAGACGCUGGCAAGGUUGACAGUGAAGCCGAAGAAGAUGAGAGUGAUGAAGAUGCUUUUGAACAAGAUAUAGGGGGUGAUGAGAUUGGCCCCUCUGCGCAAAAGGCACUCCAAUUCAUAGCAAAUCGGCAUAGUUCCGGAAGACCACCAUGGUCACAACAACAGAGUAGAACAGCACCAAACUACUACGAAGCAGGUGCGUCUAUUCUUCGGCCUCAUACCGCACAUUCGAGACUAAGACCCGCGGCCCAGCGAACAAAUAGCCAAUCCCACAUUUCCACAGCUGCGCUUGACAUGACGCCUAUGCCUGGUAGGGUACCGGAAGAGGGAGUAACUCGUCGCAAUCAUGAGAAGCGCCACUCGACAUCGGACGUGAAACGGCUGAGCUUUAACGAGUUCACUAAGCGGUUGAGCGGCACCAGUAGCCUAUUACUCGUCCAGACUAAUGCAAGUGCGGGCAGCAGCCGGGGGAGUAGCGAAGUUGAUGGAACAUUGCAAACGACACCGCCAAGAGGUGCAUUGAGUCCUAGAGGCGGCGCUCUAUCACCGACCGAACGAGACGAACGCUGUCGAUGGCGGGGUAGCGUUGGUGUAUUCGGCGCCAACGAAGGCGGGUUCCUAUAA